AUGGCCGGUAAAGUUCAGAAUGUAUCUUUUCAUCAAUUUCCUAGAGACGAAGAACUAGCAAAAUUAUGGAAUGAAAUACUGAAACGAGGAAAACCUUAUACUAAGUAUUCCAAAGUUUGCAGUUUACAUUUUAAACCUGAAGACUAUACCAUAACAGCUCUAGGGCGAAACAAAGGGCAAUCAAGAACUCUUCGUAAGGAUGCAGUGCCGUCUCAGAAUCUGCCUUCUGACUUGCCUAUAUUGUAUGAAAAGAAUAAAAGUAGUGGAAGAUGGGUAAUGAAAUCCAUUUCUUCAGACAUGACAGAUUCUCAGUUACAUCAAGUAGCACAAUGCAUUUACAAUAGGACAGUUUUAGCCAUACACGCAUCUGGUGCUUCAAAUCUUAGUAUGACCUCCAUCUGCAGUGAAACAGAUACUUCACUCAAUGGGGAUGAUUCCACAUCCAGAUCGAGCAAUGGCUCCAGUCACUUCAAUGAUACCAUGACACAGAUUGAGCAUUUAUUAGAUGAUAAUAGUGAAUUUUCAAAUGGUGAAGAAGAAACUAUGGAUGAAGGAGAAACUGUAAUCCAACUGAAUAAAACUGAUUUAGAUAUGCAGGAAGAUAUAGAUUCUAACUGUUAUAGAAAAGACUAUAAUCAA
Iphiclides podalirius (scarce swallowtail) is the source of this 639-nucleotide messenger RNA. NCBI's taxonomy places the organism in Eukaryota, Metazoa, Arthropoda, Insecta, Lepidoptera, Papilionidae. The record is from the annotation of a GenBank genome assembly.